AAAAGAAACCAGGAAGUAAGGAGAAAUUAUCACAGUCUGUUCCUAGCUCAGGAUGUUAAAGGCAAUAGCCUCAGCUGGUUGGUUAUUCAUUAGCAAAAAGAAAAGAGCAGUGGGGGUCAGGACUGGUCAAACUACAGAGCCGGACUUGAAGCAGGGAGAGAGCUCCUGGCAAAGGCAGGCCGUGGAGAUGUUACCUGGAGUUAACAUCUUUCUCUUCUUAACUUUUCUUUGGGACAAAAGGCAAGAUGUCUCUUUUCUGUUCUCAGACAUUUGUCUAAAUAAAGCCUGCUGAGUUUUAUUUUUGUUGUGGGAUUCCCAAGCAGACAAGAAGAGAAGGCAUCUUCCCACUGAGCAGCUGCCCAGCUCUCACUCGGUUGUGCUCUGGGACAGCAGCUACGGCUACAGAAAGCAAACCGGUGAGUUCCUCCAAGCAGGGCUUGCCGCAGCCAGGUCUGUUGGACUGUAGCAAAACAGGGCUUUGCACACUCUCUGCAGCCUGGUGAGUUGGUGCUGAUUUCAAAGCUGCCUGGUGGAGGAAUAGAAAGUGGAUCAGCAGAGACCAAGGGAAGAGGGAGAAGCCCCUCUCUCCUCCUCCGCACAGGUGCACCAUGGGCAACGUCUGCCUGAGGCUCCGGGCGUACUUGGAGCCCUGUCUCCCCUGCUUGUUCCAGGAGGCAGACAAGCCCGUGGUGAUUGAGAACCCAGGGGCCCGCUCCCUGCCUGAUGCUCCCCAGCCACCAAGUCAGGAGCCUGAGAGAAGCCAUGGCCAUUAUUUUGUGGCUUUGUUUGACUACCAGGCUCGGACUGCAGAGGACCUGAGCUUCCGCGCUGGUGACAAGCUCCAAGUCCUGGACGCUUCCCACGAGGGCUGGUGGUUCGCCAGGCACUUGGAGAAAAGGGGAGAUGGCUCUGGCCAGCAACUGCAGGGCUAUAUUCCUUCGAACUAUGUGGCUGAGGACAGGAGCCUCCAGGCAGAGCCGUGGUUCUUUGGAGCAAUCAAGAGAGCAGAUGCAGAAAAACAGCUAUUAUAUUCAGAAAAUCAGACGGGUGCUUUUCUAAUCAGAGAAAGCGAAAGCCAGAAAGGAGAAUUCUCCCUCUCAGUUUUACAUGGCAGGGUUGUGAAACACUACAGAAUCAGAAGGCUGGAUGAAGGGGGCUUUUUCCUUACCCGAAGACAGACCUUCUCAACACUGAAUGAAUUCGUGAGUCAUUACAUGAAAACAAGUGAUGGCCUAUGCGUGAAACUGGGAAAACCAUGCUUAAAGGUAGAAGUCCCAGCUCCCUUUGAUUUGUCAUAUAAAACUGUGGACCAGUGGGAGAUAGACCGCAACUCUGUACAGCUUCUGAAGCGAUUAGGAUCCGGUCAGUUUGGCGAAGUGUGGGAAGGCCUGUGGAACAAUACCACUCCAGUAGCAGUAAAAACAUUGAAACCAGGUUCAAUGGAUCCAAAUGACUUCCUGAGGGAGGCACAGAUAAUGAAGAACCUGAGACAUCCAAAGCUUAUCCAGCUUUAUGCCGUUUGCACUUUAGAAGAUCCAAUUUAUAUUAUUACAGAGUUGAUGAGACAUGGAAGUCUGCAAGAAUAUCUCCAAAAUGAUGCUGGAUCAAAAAUCCAUCUGCCUCAGCAGGUAGACAUGGCGGCACAGGUUGCCUCUGGAAUGGCCUAUCUGGAGUCCCAGAACUACAUCCAUAGAGAUCUGGCUGCCAGAAAUGUCCUUGUUGGUGAACAUAAUAUCUACAAAGUGGCAGAUUUUGGACUUGCAAGAGUUUUUAAGGUUGAUAAUGAAGACAUCUAUGAAUCUAAACACGAAAUAAAGCUGCCGGUGAAGUGGACCGCGCCUGAAGCCAUUCGUUCUAAUAAAUUCAGCAUUAAGUCCGAUGUGUGGUCGUUCGGAAUCCUUCUUUAUGAAAUCAUUACUUAUGGCAAAAUGCCUUAUAGUGGUAUGACAGGUGCUCAGGUCAUCCAGAUGUUGGGUCAAAACUACAGACUCCCUCAACCAUCUAACUGCCCACUGCAAUUCUACAACAUCAUGUUGGAGUGUUGGAAUGCAGAGCCCAAGGAGCGGCCAACAUUUGAGACACUGCAUUGGAAACUUGAGGAUUAUUUUGAAACAGACUCUUCUUCAUAUUCAGAUACGGAAAACUUCGUAAGAUGAACACGGAAGAAGAACAUCAAAUAAUGAAGUAGCAAUAAAGUUCAAUAAUCAGUCCAGAAAUACGACCCUGUUAACCAAUUGUAAAAUGAGUUUAUCUUGACAUAUUCAAGUGACGGGGUAAUUUGGCCAUGAAUUAUAAAAAAGAUUAUAUGUACAUUUUAUUAAUGGGGCAACACGACAGGCUAUCUAAGAUGAUACAUCAUCUCCUCACUGCCUGACAAGAUGAAAGGCACUAAACAAAGUUAUUUUUCUUUUUAAAAGAUACUUACAAUUCUAUUUAUUGUUUGAAAUGCCGAUCAAGAGGAUCAACAGAUGAUAGUCAAUUUUUACUCAGUGACUGUUGUAGCAUUUUCCUGUUUACUGAUUAAAGUGGUUAUUCAUUAUUCCUCGGAUUGCUGAAUCCCAUCAGCCUGUUAUUAUGAAGGAAUUUGAUUGCUUUGCUGCACAGCAGGACCUGUGCUUUGAGAUUUUUUUUCUCUUUUAAAAUAUCCUGUAACUACAAUGAUGGUAAAGCCAUGUUAAAUGACUUGAUUGUACUUGGAGUAAUUGCACAUAUUUUUUCUCCUAUGCAGAAACAAAUGAAGCAGCUGUUGAGAAAAAGAAUUAAAAUCUCUUUCAUUUUGUAGAAGGAAAUGAUGGAAUUUUUCUAUACCUCAGUAUGUGUCAUCUGAGAAUCAUCUAAAUUCGUUUUAAUCUCUUAAUGUUAAGAAUCAGAUUGUAAAGCUGAUGAGUUAUUAUCUAUGGAAAUAUGCAAGAAACAUAUAAUAGCCCACAGGAUCUGAGAAAUAGGUAUCAAAAUAGUUUCGGAAAAUGAGAGGAGAGCAGUAGGAUGUUACGGCCUAGGAUUUCUGAAUAAUUAAAACAAUGUACCUUUGGCAUAAAAGCAAGAGUUUUAAGUUGAUUACAAAACAGGUCAAGCUCUCUUUCCAUCUAGAGAGGAGGAAAAGUGUCUAACUUUGGUUAUGAAACUGUAUUUUUUGUCUGGUAGGACAAGAGGAUUUUUACUCAUCUUAAGUUUGCAUUAAACUUUGUAAGAAUGUGACUGCCCCCUUAAGCAAAGGGUGUAUCACAUUCUGUGUCUCAUUAGAUGAUUAGACAAAGUUCUCAAAGGUGGUUCAAAGAUCUUCUGAAGCUCAGCAAGAUGAAUGAAACAAGUCAGAAGAAAACAAGAUUUUGAGUAUAUUCUGUCAUCUUUCUUUAAAGGGGAAGAAGAGCAUAUCUAAACAGUUAUAAAAACCCUAAUCCAACGUGGAUUAAGCACUAAGUAAAUUUGUAAACUCUCUAACUGGAAGACAGGAGGUAGAGCGGGCUCCAGGCACAAUCCAUUAGCAGUUGGAUGAUGUUAACCAACACCCCAGUCCUUUCCUCCCCUCCCCUCUGCCAUCAGCAUUGUCCUCAUUCCCGUGGUUGCAGAUGGCCAUCAGUAGCAACUGGGACACCCUCUUCUCUUUAUCUAAUGGGAGAAAAUGGGAAACCUCUCUCUCUGCAUUUUCAGCUUGCAUAAAAAUCAUUCUUUUUCUGUUCAGGUAAAUUGGGUCAAAUGCCCAGUCCUAAUUAUAGACAAUGUGAAUGUUAGGUGCUGAUUGGCUUAGAGUAAAUUUUGCCACUGAAGCUGAGAAUGUGCUCACCUUUCUUGGAGACAAGUUGGGAGGUAGCCUUAUCUGAAUAAAAUUAGAGAAGAUUAGAUGCUGGAUGGUGUCUAUUAAGGAGAAAAUCCCCUAUUAUAUAUAUAUAUAGUAGGUAGGUGUGUACACAUCACUCAAACUGUCCUGAAACUAAAAUGGGUCAUGUGGAGCUAAUGAUUAUAAAGUCCCUUGAUUCAUUUAUAAACAGCAAAUAUUUGUAAGAUAAGGUCAACACUAAUCUUUUUAAUUAGUUGACCAUGUAUAGGACAACUUCAAUUAUUUAUUUAAAGUCAUCGAGUCUAAUGCAAUCAAGGAGCAAAUUAUAAAUAACCAGUUAUUAAAAAUUCAAAGAAAAUAGCUCAUUUUCUACAAGUUCACUGCUUGGAGUUCAAUAAUGCUUGAACGUAUAUAGAAAUGAAUUGAAAUAUUGCCAUUUUGUUGUGAAAAUUCAACUACUAUAAUUGUCUUUUUGUGGUAGCUAAUAAUAAUAAAUUUUUUAGUAAGAUUUGAUUUUGAAAUGUAAAAGGAAGGUUAUCCUUUCUUGUUUGAAUAUCACCUGAAACCCAUUUAACUUACUACGUUUGAUUCUUGGAGACAUUUAUGUUCAAGAUUCUGUCAAAGCAAUCUAUUAUUCUUGUUUUUACCUGAUGAAUCAUGGAGAAAAAUAAUGGAUUCAGUUAUGAGAAGCAGUAAUAGAUUUUUUUUAAACUGACAUAAAUUUCUUUCCCUGUAUAGAAUAAAAGGAUCAGGAAAAGAUAAGUUGAAUUUUCUUACAAUGAGUCAGCUCUUGUUAAAUUUACCUCCCAUAAAUUGUAGCAAAGCACUUUCUAUGUAAUGUUUUAUUUAUGUAAUUCAGUUAUUUGGAGGCGGUGGUGAGGGAUGGGAGUAGAUCAUUUCAUGUGGUAUUUCAAAUCUCUUUUGACAAAAACCUAAGAAUUUUUGCAGUAGGAAAAAUUCAAAAUUCCAUUAAGCCUCUUUUAAGAAGGUUAGGAAGGAAAUAGGCCUACAUUACCUAUGGUCAAAAGAGAAAGAGAAUGUGCUCCUGAUAGUUGUGGAACCUGAAUAUUGUGUCAUCAAAAACAAAGAUAAAGUCAAGGUGACCAGCCAUCUGCAAAGUAGACUGUGAGAGUGGGUAAUCUUAAAGGACGACAAAGAACGAGCCAUGGGGAAAUAGCACACUGGGCCCCUUCAUUCACUCAUUCUACUCCAGCUUGUGUCUGCAUGGUGACUGCACGGAUUGACUGAACCAUAAGGGGCCCAAACUCUUUUGAUUCUCUGAUGGCCCAAAGGAAACCAUAGCCCUUGGAAGGAUGCCGACUGUCACCCAGCUGGAGCUUCCUGGAGAAAGUGGGCUCAGCUGGUGAUCCAUGGCUUUGCCAAGAAUAUGCCCUACCUGCAAUAACGUCUUUCGUGGUGUCGUUGAGUAUGUGGUUUCUGGACCAAAUGCCCGGGCUAGUAGUGUGUCUGUGGUGACUUUCCAGGACUCUUUGCAAAGACACAUUAUGUGAACUAGAAUGGUAAUAAUUUGUGUACUUAUUCAAAUUGUGCCGUUGUGUUCUCCCUUUGAGAAAGGCUGCUUUAAAAGAUAAGUAAAUGAGGUUUGUAUGGAUGGGCAUUUGAAUUGCCAGUGGGCUCAUCUGGAAAUGUAUUGUCUUUUGCUGUAUCAUUAUAGAGAAGUUUUGGUCUGUAAUCUUCAACAUGAUCCAAAAAUUCAGUGUCAUAAGAUUUUAAAAAAAGCUGGGAAUUUUGGUAGAGAACACUUACAAAUCUUUUAAAUCCAUGACCCCAGUAAUAUUUUAAUUUUCACAGCCUACAUUGCACCAUUAAACUCCUUCGGAUUUUUCUCUUUUUAUGUUAAGGAAGUGAUGGUAAAUCUCUUAAAUUGUUUAUUACAUUUAGAAAUAAACUGGAGAAUAAAAGUUGUAUGCAGACCCUGAAUUCAGAACCCUUAACAAGUUUAACUUCAGUCUGCACUCACAUGACACUGUCUACAUAGGAGUGAGAAGAUUAAGUUAUAAGGAAAGAGACCCUUAAUUAUUUCCAUUUAGUCUUCUUGCCUGGGUGGUUAGUUUAUCCAUUAGUCAUCUAAAGCAACAGACUUCAAUGUAACAUCUUUUUCACCCUCAUGGAAAACAGUCAGUCCCUCCAGAAAAGGGCAGCAAAUCUGAAACAUGACUAAGUAUCUCAUUAUGUCUAUUGCUGUGCAGGGGGUUCAAGGCAUAUAACAUAACAACCAUGAAAUCAUAUGUUAGGGAAAAAUGGUUAAAAGCAACUAAAAUUGCUUGAUUUGGAAGAAGCUAAACAUUGUCUAGUAAUAAUUUCCGGAGAUUUUAGAAUAAAGGCUUUGGUUGAACUAUUUGUGAAAGAUAAAGUUGCUUGAUAAUAACCAAAUUCCGUUUAAUUUUUAUGGUCCACGUAAUUUCAGGGUAAAAGAUAUCACAGCUUUUAAUCAUUCUUCAAAAUAGACAUUUAAUUGUAGAUUCAGAAAGUGGGAAACAAAGCUGAUUAGCCAGAUUAGUAUACUUUAAAGGUACCACAGUGAGAUUUUUGUCUCUAAAAAAUGUUUAUUUCUAUAUUAUACCUUUUA
Messenger RNA from Equus quagga, 6368 nucleotides. RefSeq names its product fyn related Src family tyrosine kinase (gene FRK). NCBI's taxonomy places the organism in Eukaryota, Metazoa, Chordata, Mammalia, Perissodactyla, Equidae. The record is from RefSeq and is a predicted model, not a curated record. Gene Ontology annotation, cellular component: extrinsic component of cytoplasmic side of plasma membrane. Gene Ontology annotation, biological process: cell surface receptor protein tyrosine kinase signaling pathway; innate immune response; protein phosphorylation. Gene Ontology annotation, molecular function: non-membrane spanning protein tyrosine kinase activity; ATP binding; signaling receptor binding. The transcript is spliced from 8 exons. The coding region runs from base 609 to 2156 and encodes 515 amino acids.